GAACUUGCAGGUCAUGAGGAGGGGGGGUGGGGCGGAGAAGGCACAUGUGCUUCCCCUCCCCCACCCCCAGCACUCACCAGGAGGAGACGCCAAGGGAGCUUCCGGUCGGGUGGGAGACAGGAAUCUCUGGAGUGGACCUCGCUCACCUGAGCAGCUGCUGGGGUUUCCAGCGGAGUGUUCUUCUGACCCUGCUGCCGGGCUCCCUCUCCCGCGCUGCCCCCGCUCCCGGCUCACCCUGCCUGAUUGGCUCGGGGCUGGCAGCUGCGGGCGCGGAGCUGAGCAAGUCCAGAGAAAUAGAGAAGUUGAUGGUCUGAGAGGCGCGUGGGCUGCGGAGGAACUGAAAGCACCUGGGGAUCCUGGGCCCCUCGUCUUGCAGCCCUGACGCCCGCCAGAGCCCGGAUCCUCCUUCCCCUGCCAGGAUGCUGCUCCCUCUGCUGCUCCUCCCCUGGGCAUGGGGGGCCCUGGCCUCCUCCCCUCCUGUCACUCCAGUGUCUGUCACCCUCCGGGUGCUCCACAUCGAUGUCUUCCACAACGCCAGCUCCACGGACAUGGCGGGGAUGGCCCUGCUGGGCGACCUGGAGACCCACUCCCUGGCCUGCAGCACCUGCGAGAUCCGCUUCCUGCAGUCCUGGGCCCGGCAGGGCCUGACUCCGAAGGAGUGGCAGGACCUGGAGCUGCUGAUCCAUUAUUACCUGUUCGACUUCAAUCGGACUGUGACCAGAAUAGCCCAGCAGCAGGGAAUAGGCUACCCCAUUCUUACCCAGGGCUCCCUCGGCUGCGAGCUGCACCCCAACGGCACCUCGAGGGGAUUCUAUGAUGUCGGACUGAACGGCGACGACUUCAUCAGCUUGGACGUGGAUGGAGGCACCUGGGUCGCUCGGUCGCAGGACAAGCUGGCUCUCUACGUCCGAGACCUUCUCAUCCAGAAUAAGGGCGCAACCAUCACGCUUCAGUUUCUCCUGAGAACAACGUGUGUCAAUGAGAUCAAGAGCUUUGUCCAGUACGGGAAAGAGUCUCUGGAGAGGCAAGAGCGGCCGGUCGCCGUGGUGUUUGCCCGAGCGCCUCCCCCAGCCGGGCCCCCCGCGCCGGUACUGCUGGUUUGCCGGGUCACCGGUUUCUACCCCCGGCCCGUCCGCGUGGCCUGGCUGCAGGACGGGGAGGAGGUGGUGCCGGGCUGGUGGCUGAACUCCAGCGGGAUCCUGCCCAACGCGGACCUGACCUACCAGCUGCGCAGCUCCCUGGGCGUGGAGCCGGGCGCCGGGCACAGCUACGCCUGCCGGGUGCAGCACAGCAGCCUGGGGGGCCAGAGCCUGCUGAUCCCCUGGGAGCAGAGCAGGCCCUGGGGCCCCGGCCUGGCCGUGGGCAUCACCCUGGGGGUUCUGGCCGUAGCCGCCGUGGCCGUGGUGCUGUGGCGGAGGAGACGCAGGGGCUACCAGGACGUUAGACCAGGGGAGUCCAGGCCCUGAGGGGGCGGCACCGGCCCAGGCGUGGGGACCAGCCCCUCCCCUGGGGACAUGGAACUCAGGGCUGGAUCGGUGCCGAGGGCCCCGAGGGCAGGACUGGAUCGGGGCCCUGGGAGAUUGGGGCCGGGGUGUGGGGUGGGAUUCUCCUCCCUCUGGGACGUUCGGGGCACGUUGGACACUUGGGGGCGCUGUGGGACCGCUGGGAUCCAGGAGCCCCCGGCGCUGUCCUGUCCUGUUCAAUACACCCUUCAGGGAGGGGCUGCCCAGCGGGCCCCCCCCCCCCGGGGCUGUAGGAGCCAGGCCUGCGUGCAGGGAUCAGGCCCAGCUACCUACACAAAGGUGUUGGUGUCACAGGUCUCAGCCCCCACUUGGAGCUGUUGGGUUCCAAUGUGGGGACCUGCACUGGUUUCCCUCUAAACUAAAAUCCUAGUUUAGAUCUGGUAAAGCUGCCACCACUCAAUCAGGAAAUGUGGAUUGAGACACAGUC
Molecule: messenger RNA, 1950 nt
Organism: Mauremys mutica (yellowpond turtle)
Lineage: Eukaryota; Metazoa; Chordata; Testudines; Geoemydidae
Product: antigen-presenting glycoprotein CD1d-like
Exons: 7
Coding region: 420-1466 (348 amino acids)
Biological process (GO): antigen processing and presentation, exogenous lipid antigen via MHC class Ib; positive regulation of T cell mediated cytotoxicity; antigen processing and presentation, endogenous lipid antigen via MHC class Ib
Cellular component (GO): external side of plasma membrane
Molecular function (GO): exogenous lipid antigen binding; lipopeptide binding; endogenous lipid antigen binding
Source: RefSeq, a predicted model, not a curated record